Messenger RNA from Larimichthys crocea (large yellow croaker), 2130 nucleotides. It is a transcript of the gene bsg, whose product is annotated as basigin. The record is from RefSeq and is a predicted model, not a curated record. Bases 119 to 934 code for a protein of 271 amino acids. The transcript has 8 exons. NCBI's taxonomy places the organism in Eukaryota, Metazoa, Chordata, Actinopteri, Sciaenidae. Gene Ontology annotation, molecular function: cell-cell adhesion mediator activity. Gene Ontology annotation, biological process: axon guidance; dendrite self-avoidance; homophilic cell-cell adhesion. Gene Ontology annotation, cellular component: axon; plasma membrane.
AAACACUCAGCUCCUACGUCUCGGCUGCCUCCAGAAAAAGGAGGAGGAAGAAGAUUCACCUCGCCGUAGUUUAUAGCUGCGUCCAUUCGACGAUUUAGUAAAUACUAAACAAGCAGCCAUGAAGUCGCUGUGGGCUGUCGCCCUUCUGUUGAGCUGUUGGCGAGCCGACGCGUCCACAGCUCCAAAGAUCUCUGCUGACCCUCCUGAGGUCAGCAACCAGACCUCCGCCCUCCUGACCUGCAACAUGACAGGGUCCAGUCUUCCCAGCAAGGGCUCCUACUGGACGCACAAUGGCCAAGUCCUGGACGAUACCAAAUCCAGUAAUACCGGUCUAACCAUGUCCUUGAAUUUGGAAAAGAUCACCCACAGUACGAGUGGAAAGUAUGAAUGUGUGUUCAUGACUGAGCCAGAGGCGAAGGCUACAAUUGAAGUCAAAACACUUCCCCACGUUGUUGCCUACAAGCACUCUGAGCAUGGCAAUGAGAAGGACAAAGGUGUGCUGGUCUGUGUGAGCCAUGGCUAUCCACUGCCCACUGACUGGAGCUGGGCCAAGGACGGCGAUUCCCCAAUGCCCAUCUUCAACGGCACUAGUGAAAAAUAUGAGAUCAAAAGCACCCCUAACAAGACCACUUUGACCAUUAAUGACCUGAACCUCAAAGACGACAUUGGAGACUACAUCUGCUCGGGGACCAGUGAAGUUGGCACAACCUUUGACAAGAUCCACCUGCGUGUCCGCAGUCGCUUGGCUGCUCUGUGGCCUUUCCUUGGCAUUGUGGCCGAAGUCAUUAUCCUGGUGACCAUCAUCUUCAUCUACGAGAAGAGGAGAAAGCCCGAUGAAAUCACUGACGAUGACGACUCAGGAUCUGCUCCGCUGAAGAGCAAUUCUAAUGCAAAUCACAAAGACAAGAAUGUGAGGCAAAGGAACUCUAACUAGAUGCUGAAAGAGAUGGACGUCCAGAUGGCAGUCCAGGAUUCAGCUCUUGUGUUGCACAAUAUACUGUGCACCCUGCAAUUUAAAAACCUUCUUGUGCUUGGGUGUUAAUGUUUUAAGAAGUUGAUUUUGAUUUCCUCUUCUCUCUCUUUAUUUUCUCUUUUUUUCCUCUCCACAUUGUGCAGCCAGAGAACAUAGUGUGACAUAAUUUCUGCUUGAGGCCGUGGGGCAUAAACUUGCAUGAGCCGUAAUAGAAAAAAAGUGUGUUCGUCGUAAAAUCAUGAGAAAGUUUCACGUGAGGAAUGCUUAGUUUGUGGUUCUUUUCUGUUGAUGCUGAUGCUUCCUACACUGACCUCAGUCUUCUGCUUUUUAUAUUCUCCAGUCUGGAAUGGUUAACUUGUUAUGCAGUACAGGUUGUUGUUGUUUUUUAGGAGGAUCUCAGACAGUUUGGAUCCUGAUACAUCACUGCCAUUCAUAAAGAGCAAUGACUGAAGUCUGGUUGAAUUCACACCUCUGAUCUGUCCCUACACCACCACAAACGUCCCAUAGCAGAGUUUAAUACUUUGCCUUAAUAAGCACCAUUUCUCUCUUCUUCUUUUUUUGUUUUGUUGUUGUUACCUCUUAACAAGAUUUAAAUUAAAAAUGGAAUAGAUACACUGUCAGCAAGGUUUUUGUUGCUGUAAGAAAUCACACGUCUUGAAGUGGCAAAGCUUUUGUACCUUUUUUAAAAAUCACGCUUGUAUUUCCUUUUUCACAUAUUUUAAAUUGGAGGUUUUAGUCACCAAUGCUUUUGUUGCUGAUGUCACACCCACAUAAAAAAAAAUAUAUAUUAUUGAGGACCAAGUCGAAUUGUCGAAUGCAACUUGAAUACUACACACUGAUGUUUCAAUCUAAUCCAGUCGAUAAGAUAUAAUAUAUCUAAUAAGAUGUUUGUUUUUUUCUUUCUCACUCGAUCUGAGGUAAAAAACAUUUAUGUGCGAUUGUAGGACCGUCGUCUCUGUUCCCUUCACUGUGUAGAUGAUUCAGAAGCCAUAUGUUCCCUUUAAUCCGAGUAGUGUUGUGAUUGGAUGUUACCACUUCAGAGUUAGCCAAAUAAAGAAGACCUAGCCAAUAUUGUGUCAAAUUGUUGUACCUUCCAAGAACUUGGAGUACCAUCUGUUGUACAACUUGCACACACUGAAUAAAGGUAUUGGAUUUUA